GGUGUGUUUUUGUUGUCUCAUCCCAACUCACUUCUCCCUCUUCUGCUUCUUCUUCCCCGAGCCUGCGGGGCGACAGUCGGCUAGGCUAGGCCUGAAAUCCACCUCGCAAAAACACUUCUGGACUUUGAAAAACAAGCCCAACAGUCUCCAGACUCGUGAGGCUGCACGCUGCUGCCGCUCAGGUGGAUCCGCUUACACGAACGGCCGCAUUCCUUGUGAUGCAGACAUAGAGAGGCUGACACUGAAAGAGGGUUACAUCAACGGGACACAUCACUUCAGGAUGGAGCCUGGUCAGAUGAUGCAGGAGACGUACACGGUGGAGGAAGAUCCCCAGGAGUCUCUACCUGUUGUCUCCGUGGAGACCAGCGACGAUGGGACCACGCGGCGCACAGAAACCACGGUAAAGAAAGUAGUAAAGACCACUACCACUCGCACAGUCAUCCCCUCCGUAUCAGACACACUUUCCCUGGAUGGUGGGGGUUCAGUGACGGGUAUGGGGGGCUACACCUCACCCAUGGACCGGGCUUACAGGCAUGGACCUGGAGGAGGUGUCCCCAUGGACUAUCCCACUCACACCGUGCCCCGCAACUAUCACUAUGGACCUCCAGCAGGCUAUGAGGAGUACCGUCCCGGACCCCCAUCUGAGGCCUACACAAGCCUUAGCCGAGGUGCUCGCAUGGAUGAUCGCUACAGACCAGUCCAUCCAGAUGGCUACAGAACUCUGGAUCCAAGCUACAGAGCCCCCAGCAGGAACCAGCUGGACCCCUAUGCUGCUCAGCCACAGGUUGGGCGUAUGGGAAGUGCUCUGGAGCUAUCUGCCAUCCCGAGGUUUGUCGCAGAGCCAUACGGUCUGGAGGAUGAUCAGCGGAGCAUUGGCUAUGAUGAGCCUGACUAUGGCUUGGGACACGCGAUGCACUACAGCACCGUGCCCCGCAACCACCACGGCUUCCCCCACGGGCCCCCACGUAGGACUGGGAGUUACGAGGGCACUUUGGAUGGUGACAUGAGCGGUGCAGGGGACAUGUAUUACUGGGGAUCAGGAGCACCGCUGGCUCAGGGUGAAAGAGGAAGCAUGGCUUCAUUGGACAGCACUCUAAGGAAAGGUCCAGGCCCUGGCGGCUGGCGUCAACCCGAGCUGCCAGAGGUCAUCGCCAUGCUCAACUACAGGCUGGAUCCAGUCAGGAGCAACGCAGCAGCAUACCUGCAGCAUCUCACCUAUAAGAACGACAAAGUGAAGUCUGAGGUUCGUCGUCUCAAAGGCAUUCCAGCUCUGGUCUCUAUGCUCGACAUCCCAAACAGAGAGGUCCACUUUGCAGCCUGCGGAGCACUAAAGAACAUCUCAUAUGGCAAAGAUCCAGACAAACGUGAGUUCGGAGCGGAGCGAGGCCAGGAGGAAGCUGAGGGAGUGCACAGGAUUGGUCGACUCGCUCAUGUACAUCGUCCAAUCCCAGAUCGACUGCAAAGACGUCGACAAUAAGUUGAUAGAGAACAGUGUGUGUUUGCUGAGGAACUUGUCCUAUCAUGUGCAUCGCGAAAUCCCUGGCUGUGAGCGCUACCAAGAGGCUGCACCCCUCAACCAAGGCCCCGCCCCGUCCAGCCAGAAGGGCGGCUGCUUCAGUUCCCGCAAGAGCAAAGGUAGGAAAGAUGAGGAUGCAACUGCAGAUGUUAUAGACAUUCCAAAGAGGACCACACUUGCUAAAGGUUAUGAGCUGUUGUACCAGCCGGAGGUGGUCCGCAUCUACACCUCUCUGCUUAAGGAGUCCAAGAAUCCCACAGUGUUGGAAGCCUCAGCUGGAGCCGUUCAGAACCUGUGCGCCGGAGGCUCUGGAUAUGGUCGAUACAUCCGUGCCUUGCUGCGCAUGGAGAAGGGUCUACCCAUGAUGACUGAACUUUUGGCCCACGGCAACGACCGCGUGGUCCGAGCCAUGUCUGGAGCGCUCCGCAACCUGGCGAUCGACGCACGCAACAGAGAUCUGCUAGGUAAACAUGCGGUGCCUCACCUGGUGGCCAACCUGCCCGGCGGCGGUCAGAGUCAGCCUGUGCGAGCGCUGUCAGAAGAGACGGUGGUGUCGGUAUUGAGCACGCUCCAUGAGGUGCUGGGCUCCAGUCUGGAAGCAGCUAAGAUCCUCAGGGCCUCACAGGGAAUCGAGAGACUGGUGCUCAUCAACAAGGACGGUAACCGUUCUGAGCGGGAGGUGCGCGGGGCCGGCCUGGUGCUGCAGACAGUGUGGGGUUACAAGGAACUGCGGCGCACUCUGGAGAAGGAUGGCUGGAAGAAGACAGACUUCAUGGUCAACUUAAACCCUCCCAGCAACAACACCAGGGCCAACGGAGGAUAUGAGGACAGCACUCUGCCGCUCAUAGACAAAGGAGGCAAAGGUGACCGUGAAAUGAUUCCACUGAAUGACAUGGGACCAGAUGCCUACUCCACACUGGACCAGAGAGGGAGAAGGAACACUCUGGAUGACACACUUCAACCUGCUGACAAAGAUGGAGUACAGGGAGGGAUGUAUGGGGAGAGGCAAGCCUCUUUGCCUCUAAUGGAUUCUUACGAUGAAAAACUGAUUGUGUGCAUCACAAGACGACAGCCUCCUCCUACCUACUGCCCUUGCUGAACUGACAAAUGGGGGACCAUGACACUACCGAUGGGACUACACUCCAUCCUUUUACAUUUUCUCCUCAGUCCCCUCUUUACUCUUUUUGCAGCUUCUCUCCUUCCUUCUCUCUCUCUCUCUCUCUCUCACUCUCUCUCUCUUUCUCUCUCUUUCUCUCUGUUACAUUCCUCCUUUGCAGCUGACAAACUAAUGAAAUCACACGGAAAACUGACGUUGCUCUACGCUCCCUGUGGACAUCCGGAAGUGACACUAUGACCACUUUGUGCUUGCGCAUGUCCCCCGAACUCCAAAAUGCUAAACCACUUAAUCGGACACCGCGCCACAAGCUUCUCCUACAACACUACAACACCCCCCCCCCCCCCCCCCCCCCCCCCCCCCUUACAACAACACUAGGACUUGGACAACACUAAAUGCUCUUCAACUAAAAGCAGAGACUGUGGCUUCAUCAUGAGUGUAAAUUCCUGGACGUCGGAGCGUAGAGUUAGACUGAUUUAAAAGGAACUGUUGGGAUCAGAACAGGACACUUUGGUGAAAUUUUACAUUAAUAUCUAUUACAGUUUUGAAGAAAUUGAGGGAAUGUGUAAUUUUUUUUUUUCUCCAAUGGUUAAACACUACAAAAAAAUGAUUUCCUACCACUGAAAACCAAUGUUUAUUGAUCUAAUGAGAUAUGUGUAAAACAUCCGCUUCUGUUUUUGAUAGUGUUUGUUCCUCUUCUUGCUUUGCGCUGUACCACAGUAAUGUACAUGUGCCAAAAGACAAUGCUACUGCUGCGACUGCCAAUACUGAACGCAAGAACUUUGCUCACACACACACUCAAACACUUUUUACAGUAGUUACACUGAAAACUGUCAUCUGCUUUCUUUUUGUACGCAGUUUGUGUCGGUGCAAGUCGCCAAGACUUAUGGGAGAAUCUGCAUUUUCUGUAUUUGAUUGUGAUCCAUAGAUAUAAAGGGGGAGAGAUCGCUAUAUGGAUAAUCUUACAAUUUACAGACAGAAAUGGAGCAGACAGACAGUUCUCCACCAGUGUAGUGUGUGUGUGUGCUGUAUUUCUAUAAUAAUAUUAACUGUAAACCCUCUUACCUUUGUAAUUAUUCUGAGAUAUUACAGAUUCAAUGAUUGCAUUUUCCUUUUUAUCUGCAGAUAAUAUUAUGAAUGUGUACAUACAAGACUGUCUCUAUUAGCGUCUGUGUGGGCUAAACUGGAGUGCCUCGCUCAUUCAGGACAGCUCUGAUUGGGUGCGUCCAACACGACAUGGGUAACAAAUCAAGGUGUCUUUUUCUCAGCGGUCACUAGUUGGAAAACUGUACAUGAAACUCAGCAGUUUUGUGUUCUGCAAGAUAAAGGAAUAUGUGAACUUGUAAGUAAGACUUGAUUCUUGUUAUUGGGAUUGUUUUUUUUCUCUAAGUUUAAAAAAAAAACUUGAGUUCUGUGUAAUUUACUGCUUAACAAACUCAGCCUUCCUGGCUUUAAGACUAAAGAACAGCACAUGGGAGAGGACACUGUAUGUUUUUGCCCACUUUUCUUUAGUGCAGUGCUCAUUCUAUAGAAAACUGCAUACUCUUUAGUGCCGAGUGAGAUGUAGAUACUUAAAGAUUAAAGAAGCACUAGGGGGGUAUUAUGUGUGAUUUUUCUUUUUUUCCCCCCUUUUCCUUUGUUUUCCAUUGCCAAUUGAAACAUGACAGGAUGCCUCAUUUUACAAGUUGCCUUCAAGAGUGGACUGACUUAAAAGUGGAGACUAGAGGAGAGAGCAAGGGUUUGUUGUAGAAAAUCUGUGUAAGGAGGCAGACCAGAAUUUGCUAUUAAAGUGGAGAAAAAUAAAAUAAAAGCACAGUUAAAACUAUAUAUACCAGAGAAUAUUGUUAAUUUGAAUGGUUUUAUGUAUUUUUUUUAUAUUGAUUUGGGUUUAAUUGUUUUGGGUGUUUUGGGUGAAAAGCAUAUGCAAUCAGUUUUUAUGUUUUGAUUAAAACAUUCAGUUUAUGUCUUAAUUAAAUGCAAAACAAGCUGAGCAAAAUCCUCCUAUACGGUCAUCUGAUACUGGAAACACUAAUGGUAAUAUCUGAUUCUGGACUACACCUUAAUCUCUUUGCCUUGGCUCUUAAAAGUUGCACAUUCACAUUUAUGAAUGAAUUAUGUAACUAGCAAUACUGUUUUUAAUAAAAAAGAAAAUGAUUUCG
This is a messenger RNA of Scomber scombrus (Atlantic mackerel), 4789 nucleotides long. It is a transcript of the gene ctnnd1, whose product is annotated as catenin (cadherin-associated protein), delta 1. Gene Ontology annotation, biological process: cell-cell junction assembly; cell-cell adhesion. Gene Ontology annotation, molecular function: cadherin binding. Gene Ontology annotation, cellular component: cytoplasm; plasma membrane; nucleus. NCBI's taxonomy places the organism in Eukaryota, Metazoa, Chordata, Actinopteri, Scombriformes, Scombridae. The record is from RefSeq and is a predicted model, not a curated record.